UAUACACCUACCAACAAUAGCGAUCUGUAUAUACCGAAUUCUUCAUGAUUAUCGAACAUGAAGUAGCAAGUAUUCAUUAUCGCCACCAAGGAAGCAUAUCAAACAAAUGUUAACUAAUCAGCAAUUAAAUAUGGCCGACUCAUAUAAAGUCACCCUCCUAAAAAUCGAUUAAUAUCUUUAACAGACAUAGCUAUGAAGUAUUUAAUGGAAGGCAACGAUAAAGAUUAGUAAACGAAAGGGGAGCAAUGAAGAUUAUCGAAGGAGACGUGCGAUUGCCAUAGAAGAAUUCUAGUCAUACAAGGAACAAAUACGACCAUUCGUCUUUUAGGGGAGGGGGGUGGAGACAAUUUUUAAUGAAGGAAUAUAAAAUAAAAGAGAAUAGGGAGGAAAAAGGGAGUUAGAAAAGAGAGUUGCGUGGGCAGAAGGAAGAGUAUAGGAAGAAAAGAGCAGAGGCGCCACAGGAAUUGAUAAGUGUGAUUUGGAAAUGCUUUCAAAACAUAUGGUAUAUUCUAUAACAAAAGCAAAGACAAAUAGUCAGUUAUAUAUGAUGCGCUGCAUAAAGGAAGCUCCUCUUAGUUCCUUCCCAGAUACAGAGGUUAAAUGGGUUCCUAUCAAGUUAGCUCUUAGCAGUGUAGAAGGCCCUUUGCUUGAAAAUGCAUCUUGCAGUUAUGAGGCAUCCGCUGCAGUUGCUUAUUUUCAUCUGCGGCCAUAUUCUGAAGCUAUCCACAGUUGCUUGCAAGGAAAUUUUCAAGUAACAGUGACAGAACUUCAGAGACACAAUAUGAAGGAUCAAGCUUCAGAUCAUCAAAACAGCCUGGCACAAUCUAAUAGAUCUAAGCAAGAACAUUUGGCACCAAAGCUUUCACGUAUAAGUGAUGAAAUCAGAAAAACUAAUGCUGAUUUUAUAGAGGAUCCUAUUGAGAAUGACAUAGCAUCUAAAAGAAAAAGUGAACAGGCUGCAGCAGCAGCCAACCCUGCUAACAGCACCCUCAAAUAUGGACCAAUGACAACCAAAGAUGGAGGGGAUGCAGGGAAAGCUUUGGAGCAAUUCUUAGACAAAUAUCCAAUACCGCUGCAGCACAAAUCCAGUGCAACUAACCAGGCAAUGGAUGAUCAAGUUCACAAUACAGAGGAAUUCUCAACUCAAACUCCUAUGAAGCAACAAGUUUUAAGAGUUGACCAAACAGAUCGACCAAAAGAGAAAAGUGAUGAAAGGCAUCAAGCUUCAGUAACCCAAAAACAAGCAGUUAUUCAAAAAAUACCAGAAGUGAUUGUCACAGAGACCAUAGUGCAUCCUCAGCCAGAAAAGGAUCAUUUCACAUCUUUUCAAUGUUCUGCACAAACCCAAGAAACAGAAAUGAAUAGCUGCAGAGAUGAACCAACAUCAGGGGGCCUUGAUUUCUUUUUGCAGCACUUGAGCAAGAAGCAGAAAUUAAAAUCUUCAGAUCUUACUGUCUCUGCUUCCAGGGAAAAUUCACAGAUUUCAGAAAUGGGGCCAGCCUUAACUAGCUCGAUUGUUUUAGAUCCUACCAAAAUGCAACAUACUACAGUUCUAACAGUAGCCACUUCAUUCCAGAAGCAGAUUGAGCAGCGAGUGGCCAAAUAUAAGUUGGAAAAUGAACAAUUACAUCAGAAGAUUGAUUCAAUCUAUAAAUUUGUUCAAGAGACAUUCGCAGAAGCUAUCAAUGUUUCUGAGGGAGAUUUACCUGAAUGCACCAUUGAUAGAUUGCAAGUGGCACUGAAAAGUUUGGCGGAUUCUAAGAAUAAGGAUUUAGUUCCGUUGAAGAUAGAUAGAGACCUGGUUUCUAGAUAUUUAUUGAUAGCAGAUGAAUUAGAAAAAGAGGUAAACAAAUCAUACAGAAAGCUGAGUGUUGCCACCCAAGAGUCUUUUACUAUCUUUGUUGAACUGCAUAACUGGCCAACUUUGUUGACUAGGAGAGAUGCUGAAGGCAGUAGGUUAUUGUGUGAAGUUCAGCAAGCCACAUCACAGUGCCUGACUUUGACCACCUUGAAUGAUCGCAUUUCUAAAUUGCAAGAAGCACAAGAGAAGGCCAAGAAAAUUCAGCAAUGGUAUGAGUCAUGCCCAUCUGUUAUCAUGCAACUUCAAAAUUGCAAAGAUCACACUGAGUACCAAUGGAAGGCUUUGCAGAAAGUAGUUACAUGGGCAGUGGAUGAGACAUUGGAUGUUCUGAAAGAGAAGCCCGAGUCUGCUGAUUCAGCAGCACUAUACUGUAGCAGAUUACAAAACCUGGAUGAUAGGUUGGUGGAAGCAAUUGAUGAAUGGGAAAAAUUCAAGAUAGAACUAUUAAAUGCAGUCCCCGAGUUGAACAAUCUAUUCCAGAAGAGUAGUUGAAAGUUUUUAGACUCUUCAGAUAUUGUUAAUUUCAUCUCUCAAAAUUUGUGCUUUGAGCUGUGUCCAGAUGCAACACUGUGUAGCUUUGCAGGAAAUGUUAAAUGAAAUAUCUAGAAAAGAUGUUUUGUAUUGGCACCUGUUAUUGGAAGGUUCUGAUUUCUUAUCUUGUGGUUGACAGACUGAUUUUGAUAUAAAGAAUUGCUGAAACUAUGUAAUAAGAUUUGAGAAUGACAGUGUUUUGAAUCAUGAUAUUUAAGUAUGGAGAUAUGAUGUCAUGUACUACACUUUAAAAUAAUCAUGAUCUGAGCAAUAGAAUAGGAGUUGGUAAAGGGAUU
Molecule: messenger RNA, 2688 nt
Organism: Cryptomeria japonica (Japanese cedar)
Lineage: Eukaryota; Viridiplantae; Streptophyta; Pinopsida; Cupressales; Cupressaceae
Product: structural maintenance of chromosomes protein 6A
Exons: 5
Coding region: 485-2353 (622 amino acids)
Source: RefSeq, a predicted model, not a curated record